AUGGGUGUGUUGAUUGGCAACAAAAUCUUUGUUCAGGGUGGCUAUACAUCUGUCCUCAAUAACGUCCCCGGACCAGCCACCAACGAAAUGAUCGUCUUGCCCAUUGACCAAUCCUUUCAGCUAUCUAACCCACCAUAUGAAGCUGACAGUGGCACCAUGCCUGGCUCACCUGCCGUACUAGGCCAAGCCAAUUUCUUCGGAGGAUACAAUAACAGUGGCUUCUAUAUGUUUGGUGGCCAGAUAUCCAACUCUUCUGGCCGAGUAGAAAUUUCAACCUUGUACAUGUUCAACACCACUCACUACAACUGGACAGUCAAUCCUCAAACUACAGGACAGUGGCCGGAACCACGUGAUUCAGCCAGUGGCAUUUCACACCUUGCUACUGGCGAUGGCUAUAUCUUUGGAGGAGAACCACAAGUCUCUGGCUCUAGCUGGCUUUUCAAUACUACCUGGAGAUUGCAAUAUGGUAACAGCUGGAGCGAAGUCGGCGGUUCAGCCCCCGGUGGAGGCCGCCAAAGCCAUGCUGUAGCUAUGCUCAGCGAUGGUCGCAUGGUUAUUCUAGGUGGAUCGGACGGUGCUGGAAACUCCAUUCCUUUAACAGAAGUCCUCGUAUUUGAUACCAACUCAGGAACUUAUACAUCGAUGAAUGCAACGUUAUCUGGAUCAAACCCUGUUCCUCGUUUAGCACAUACUGUUGUUUCCACUUAUGAUGACAAAGUCAUUGUACACGGAGGCGAUGGUGGAAAUGGAAAGUUUCUCUCCGACAUCGCUGUGUUGGACAUGAAGCAAACCAACUUAGCUUGGACCGUUCCAACCACCACAGGCACAGCCCCAUCAGGAAGAUUAGCGCAUACAGCUAUCAUGGUGGGUACGCAAAUGUUCAUUAUGUAUGGACAGACAGGCGCAAGCAGUCUAGACAACGGAGUAUAUGCCCUAGAUACAGCAGGAUGGGCAUGGCAAACCAACUAUACGCCAAAGAAUUUAAAUUAUACCAACACUGGAAUUUUACCAGCGCCUGCUCCAGGAUCUGAUCAACCCAGCACACAAAAUUCUGGUGAUGGGAUAGAUAAUACCAAUGGUUCAAACGGCAACACAUCUAGCAGUGGCGGUGGUAAAGGCUCCAACGGAGGUGGCGGGAACGGUGGUGGCAAGACUAACACUAGUGCCAUCAUAGGCGGGAGCGUAGGAGGUGUAGCAUUGGUAUUGAUUCUAGCGGCGUUGGCGGCAUUCGCCUGGUUGAGAAACCGAAAGCGCAAGGGAGAGCCGCAGAAAACCUCUGUAUACCCGCUCCCAGGAACGGAUUCACACAGAGCUUACUUUUCCAACAAUGCAUAUGAUAGUGCUCCCCCAUAUUAUCAGCAAAACGCCCCUUGGAACAAUGGACAGAAAACCUCCAUCAGUCUCCAUAACGACAGUUCUGGGGAAUUCGCAUCCAACCCUACUUCCAACAACAAUACUUCCCAUCCUUUGCCCGUUCCUAUGUCCAACCCUACUGCGUUCCAUCAUGAUGCUGCGGCGCAAAAACCCAAUACUCCAAUCGAAUUCCAAAAGCCUAACGCCGGUGACUAA
Messenger RNA from Umbelopsis ramanniana AG, 1569 nucleotides. RefSeq lists its product as uncharacterized. NCBI's taxonomy places the organism in Eukaryota, Fungi, Mucoromycota, Umbelopsidomycetes, Umbelopsidales, Umbelopsidaceae. The transcript is spliced from 6 exons. The record is from RefSeq and is a predicted model, not a curated record. Gene Ontology annotation, molecular function: protein binding. The coding region runs from base 1 to 1569 and encodes 522 amino acids.